This is a messenger RNA of Triticum aestivum (bread wheat), 3213 nucleotides long. RefSeq lists its product as uncharacterized. The transcript has 6 exons. NCBI's taxonomy places the organism in Eukaryota, Viridiplantae, Streptophyta, Magnoliopsida, Poales, Poaceae. The record is from RefSeq and is a predicted model, not a curated record. The coding region runs from base 76 to 780 and encodes 234 amino acids.
CCUCCGCUGCUCAUUGCGUUCGCUUCCGGUUUUCUUCUUCUUUCUUCAGCAGUAGUGCUGCUUCUUUGUUCGGCGAUGGCUGGGCCUGCUACGGUUCGAUCCGGCCGACGCCGUCGGGGCCGCCCUCCUGGGAUUCGGGCGGCUGUCAUUGCCCGCGUGCGCCGCGCUGCCGGCCGCAUUUCUUCCGUGGAUUCGUCGUCGACGAUGGCAUUCGCUGGUGGGCGUGGCCGGCCGGCUGAUUCGGGAUGCAGCCUCCGGUCCGGGUCUCGCCGGCCGUUUCGUUCUUCCCGGGCUGAUUCGUGGCGAGAUGUUAAUGUGGACGUUGAUAGUCGUCGUCGGGAGAUUUCAUUAGGGAAGCGGCCUGUGGAUUGUACCGUCGGUGCUGCCGUUGGUGCGUGCUCUUCUUCAGUGGCCGGUGGGUCUGUCCCGGCUGUUUGGCCUGCCAGCGUACGACCUGGUAUUCUGCUUGUCGAAGUGGUUGACAGAACGAGUGCUUCUGUUUCUGAUUUUCCUGCUGGUGUUCAUCUUUAUGGCUCUUUGGUUGGUGAUACGACUUUUCAUUGCCGUCCAAGAGUGGUGCCUUUAUGUGCCGCUGGUAUCUUUGGUCGGCCUACUCCUCUUGUGAUGCCUACUCCUCUUAUGGAGCAUUUUCGUGUUGUGUGUGCACGCCGUAAGCGGAUUUUGGUGCGAUCGUACUGGUCGGGCCGGAAAAGAGUACGUGUGAUGCAACCUCCCUUUUCUAAAGAUAACAUCCAAUUGGUUAAGGGUGAGUAUAUAUAAUUUAUGGUUUAUGUGCCCGUGUUGCUUUCCAUCUGUGUUGCCAACUCGGUGUUCUGUUUUGCAGCUACUUUUAGAGGUUGUUUGGAUAGGUGGUUUGUAGAAAAUCCGUUCUAUAUAAACUAAGAAAACGGCCUAACAACCUAAAACCACGUUUGGCUAGCCUAACUAAUCUGUGGAUUUGGAAAACCGAAUUUUCUAUAACCCAGAAUUUCGCGUUUGUGGAGAAACGACUAUUAGUCGUUUUUGUAAAAACUCGAUUUGCGUAUCCUCGUUCGUCUCUGUUGCCGAUCCCAGCGGGCCCGUUCAUGAGCGAAGAGAAGCUACCGAGGCUGGUGGUUGCCACGUCCUUGAAUACAUAUCUCCGGCCUGCUCGAGGGUCAGUGAGACAACGGCGGCUGUGAUCAGCUCACCGGUGAGUCGUACCACGUGGUUGUACGUCCUCGUCUGGCCGCCGCGCCACGGCUGACGCGUCCUCCGUGUCGUCCGUCCUGGUCGUCGUCACCGCCGCCGAGGUCAGCUCGUUGAGCGUUCGCGGCGAGCCGUCGGCACGUGACAACAAAGCAGGAGGAGCCAUAUAUGCCUGCAGCUUGGCGUCGACCAAAGGGUUUGCACCCGUGGGCACAAAGGUUUUCUCGUCCUUAACCCCAACGGCGAGGGUACAUAGCCACAGACAGGGGUGCCAUGGCCAUGAAUGCCUACGUGCAUGCAGCGUGAACGACCAAGAGGAAGGUGGAUCCGAGGAGGCUUUUGCCAUGAAUCCUCUUGUGUCUCUCGCGUACGUGUACGUUUCGUACAUUUCACAGCCGGCAGAUGCUUGCCCAUGGUAGCAACUUUCUACGUGUGCGUGUACGCGGCCGUCCGGUGAGAUCAACUACCCAGUUCCAUUACCUGCGUUUCAUUGACGGAAAGUCGAGAACAAGAAAAUCACCGGAGAAUAGGGAACUGGACAAACCCACUUUUCAACCCAAACAUGGUCUUCUGUAAACUGACUAUUAACAAAGAAGUUAGUAAAAACUGGUUUUCCUAAAAAUCAGGUAAAAACUCGUUUUAUAUAAACUCAAUGCUAAUAUUUAUUAUCCAAACAACCACUUAGGGGGCGUUCGUAUUAUGGUGGACCGGAUUUUUGCUGCCGGAAAUGUGGGGCUUUUUUUUUGGUUCCGUGAAGGAUCUGUUUACCAUGCUGACGCUACUUCUAGCGAGAUGCAUGAGCCGCCUGCACGUGAGCUCCGGGCGCAGCAGGAGCAACGUCACAUCCCCGCCACAGCCGCUUUCGUUGUAGCCCGGGGUGCCGAGGUCGUGGUCGUCUGAAUAUACAGACCAUUGGCAGGAAGACGGAUCAUUAUAAGAUGUAGACCCAUGCCCCUACAAAGAUCAAGAUGUAGACGGAUCAUUAUAAUCAUGCAGGAAGAAAAAAAAAUCAAGAGAGAAGCAUGAUCGCGGCCUCUCUGAAUUCAGAAUAUACGAAUAGACCAUGCAUGAUCGGGUGUAUACAUCCGUUAGUUCAACUAGCUAGCUAGCUAGCAAGGAAAAAGGCAGAACCAAGAAAGAGAUCGCAUGCAAGCCUUUGUUCAGGUGUGUCUGUAGCUCGGUGCUUAGCACUUUUGGCUUUUCUAUUUACGGUGCAGCCGGUUUCGACUUGCAUGUGUAUUCUGAAUUUAGAAUAUAUAUGAAUGUUUGUCUUCUUGGAAAGUGCCUGUAGAAAUUUGGAUCUGAAGAUGCAACUCACGUACUGCAGAAAAAGUUUCUCAAUAGUCAGACUUUGUCAAGCUAAAGAAGGACAUAGACACUCACAAUUUUGGAACUCCCUCAUGGGAUUUAAAGACCUGUUAUUUUCUUUCUAUACAAGGAAAAUUGGCAUCCGACCAGAUUUUUGGAGGAUUUGUCGGUGGGAGUGGUUUUUCAGCUCUGGGUGCCCCUACACCCCAUAUGAGGCUAUGAACAGUAACAAAUUAAAAAAAAUCUGAAAGUUUCCAACGUCAAAUAGAUUCAGUGGAAUGGCUCCGAAGCGUCUUGUACAUAUUAAAUUAACUGUUCUUCUGUUACACUUACAUGCUUCCACCCACUAUUUUAAACAAAAUGAGCACAAUUACCCGAGACAGUCCAAUAUACAAAGAAGAAUAUGAAAAAAAAACAUUAAAAAAACUCAACAACAAAUGAGAAAUAUCUAUACACAAUAUAAUAACAUUCUGAGUAAAAGUUUUAAAAUUUUGACCAACUUUCUAGGAAAAAGUAGCAUCAUUUAUGGCACCAAAUUAGCAUCCUUAGAUUCAUUUUGAAAUGUACUUUCAUAAUAUACCAAUUUGAUGUCAUAUAUGCUACUAUUCUUUUCUGUAAAUUUGGUCAAACUUUUAAAACUUUGACCGAAGAUAAAAAUUAGAUGUAUACUUGUUCGCGGACGGAAGGAGUAUGCAAUAUACCAUAAACUAUCAUCUA